Molecule: messenger RNA, 6827 nt
Organism: Polypterus senegalus (gray bichir)
Lineage: Eukaryota; Metazoa; Chordata; Cladistia; Polypteriformes; Polypteridae
Product: protein EFR3 homolog B
Exons: 25
Coding region: 677-3025 (782 amino acids)
Biological process (GO): protein localization to plasma membrane
Cellular component (GO): plasma membrane
Source: RefSeq, a predicted model, not a curated record
GCCGGCGACAGGGGAAUGAGGGUGGGGUCGAAUGUACGACGAGGCACCGUGUCCUGUAAUGCCUGCCAAUACAGGGUGGAUCUGCCUGGGAGAGGGACGGGAACGGAAGACGAGGCAGGGCAAAGCCGGAGCUAGGCACGGGCAGCAGAUCUGCCAUACACUUGUGCCAGUGAAAGGAUCGGGCACCACUGACAACAGAGAGCGCCUCCGAGGGCGUUUACAACAGCCCGCCCGACCGUCUGCCUGCGAUCCGCACAUGUGCCACGGCUGAGAAUUAACGGGAGACAAGGCCCAAGAAAGCCCUGCGCUUUUCCUGUUGGAGGUAAACCACGAAGAGAGGCUCCGACACCAGACCCGUUCGUCAGUUACAGUACGGAGUCACCACAAAGCCGCCCCCUGGGGGAAUAGCUGAGCAUGACAGAGUAGUGGAUUCGAUAAUUUAGACAACCCCCAAUAUUGAUUAAAGGAAGAAGAUGAAGUGAAUGAAUAAAUGAAUGGCCAUAGUAUGAAUCACACCAAGGAGUCCUUUUGGCUUGGAAAAACAAAAUCAGCCUUUCACACUUUUCUUUAAUAUAACGGAGUGUGUGGAUGCUGUGGGGCACUAAGACCCCGGUAUAAAAGACUAGUAGAUAACAUCUUUCCAGAAGAUCCAGAGGACGGUCUUGUUAAAGCCAACAUGGAAAAACUGACUUUCUAUGCUCUUUCUGCACCGGAAAAAUUAGACCGCAUUGGUGCCUACCUUUCUGAGAGACUUUCAAGGGAUGUAGCUAGGCACCGGUAUGGAUAUGUUUGCAUUGCUAUGGAGGCUCUGGACCAACUGCUAAUGGCCUGCCAUUGCCAAAGUAUCAACCUGUUCGUAGAGAGUUUUCUAAAAAUGGUGCGCAAGCUGCUAGAAGCUGAUAAACCCAGCCUGCAAAUUCUGGGUACCAACUCUUUUGUGAAAUUUGCAAAUAUAGAAGAAGACACUCCUUCCUACCACAGAAGCUAUGAUUUCUUUGUCUCAAGAUUUAGUGAAAUGUGCCGAUCUAACUUUGAAGACCCUGACAUUCGUACCAAGAUCCGAAUGGCUGGUAUCAAAGGCUUGCAGGGGGUGGUCCGGAAGACAGUCAAUGAUGAGCUGCAGGCCAAUAUCUGGGAUCCACAGCAUAUGGACAAAAUUGUACCCUCGCUUCUUUUUAAUCUUCAGCAAGGAGAAGGAACUGAUAGCCGGUCUCCUUCUCCUCUACAGUCAUCAGAAAAGGAGAAAGAGAGUCCUGCUGAACUGACAGAACGUUGCUUCAGAGAACUGCUUGGUCGUGCUGCCUAUGGAAAUAUUAAAAAUGCAGUCAAACCAGUUCUUAUGCACCUGGAUAAUCACUCAUUAUGGGAGGGAAAAUCAUUUGCUGUCCGCUGCUUCAAAAUUAUUAUGUACUCCAUACAGUCCCAGCAUUCACAUCUGGUAAUCCAGCAGCUCCUUGGGCAUCUUGAUGCAAACAGCAAGAAUUCUGCCAUAGUUCGUGCUGGCAUAGUGGAAGUUCUAUCAGAAGCAGCUGUUAUUGCUGCAAGUGGCUCUGUUGGUCCAACAGUGUUAGAGGUGUUCAACACUCUUCUUAGACAGUUGCGCCUUAGCAUCGACUAUGAGCUCACAGGUUCUUAUGACCCUUGCCUUACUACUGGGUCCAAGAUAAUUAAGGAACAUGAAGAACGUCAGUUUCAGGAAGCCAUUAUCAAAACUAUUGGAUCCUUUGCCAAUACUCUUCCUGUAUACCAGAGGUCAGAAGUUAUGCUUUUUAUCAUUGGAAAAAUUCCUGUACCAGGAAUCCAUCCAACACUGAGCUCAGCCAACUCAGGGUUUGAAGGGAGCAGAAUGAUCCAAGUAAUGUUACUGAAGUCACUUCUACAGGUGACGUCAGGCUUUCAGACAACUAAUAUGCUCACUGCACUUCCUAGCUCUUUCCUGGACCCACUUCUGUCAGUCACACUUAUGGAAGAUGCUGAAAUACGUCUUCUGGUGCUGGAAAUUCUUGUCAGUCUUAUUGAUCGGCAUGAUAAUCGACCUAAGUUUUCAUCUAUUAGUAUUAUUUCAGAUAUUUCUUUUCUAAAAUUGAAGGUGGAGAAGUGCUCCAGGCAGGAUAACCUUUUUAUGAAAAAGCAUUCACAGCAGCUGUAUCGUCACAUCUUUCUCUCGUGCAAGGAGGAAAACAGUAGUCAUCCACAUUUUGAGAUCCUUUACACCUUGUUAGCUCUCAUUAGCAUGGAGCUUGCAAACGAAGAAGUGGUUGUUGAUCUCAUCAGGCUGGCAUUAGCAUUGCAGGACCUGGCUAUUGCAAAUGAAGAGAGCCUUCCUAUAUACAAUCGUUGUGCUAUUCAUGCACUUUCUGCUGCAUAUUUAAAUCUGAUUAGCCAGCUGACUGCUGUUCCUGCCUUCUGCCAACACAUUCAUGAAGUGAUUGAGACUCGUAAGAAGGAAGCACCGUAUAUGUUACCUGAAGAUGUGUUUAUAGAGAAGCCCAGGGUACCAAAAUCCUUGGACAAACUGGAAGGAAGUAUGCUGUUUUUGCAAAGCAAAAUUAGCGAGGUACUUGGAGGAAGUGGAUACAAUGCAGACAGGCUUACCACGCCAUACAUACCACAAUUUACAGAUGAGGACCGACUGUCUAAAAGAAAAAGUAUUGGGGAGACAAUCUCCUUGCAAGUGGAGGUUGAAUCCAGAAACAGUCCUGAAAAGGAAGAGAAAACACCAGCGGAGGAAAUUACAUUUGAAACUCUGAAAAAAGCCAUUAUUGACAGUGUGGGCAUGGAAGAGCAAGAAAGAGAAAGGCGGAGGCAGGUUGUGGAGAAGUUUCAGAAAGCCCCUUUUGAAGAGAUUGCAGCUCACUGUGGAGAACGGGCAACCUUGCUACAGAAGAAACUUAAUCAGAUUUUUGAAAUAACUAUCAGGCCUCCACCAAGUCCAUCAGGCACCAUCACAGCAGGAUAUGGACAGACACAGAGCCGAUCUGUUCCAGUGUAUGAAAUGAAGUUCCCUGACCUCUGUGUGUAUUAGCUGUCACACACCUAAGUCCAUGAAGAUUAAAGUAAAAGCAUGUGUCAUUGUGUUUAAACAACAACAACACCAGGAAUCUUCAUUUUCUUGCAGGAUUUCAAAUGAUAGCCAGAUUUUUUGCCAGUAUGCAUUUUGCUGUGUUGGCAUAAUGUUUCACAUUCAUUUGAAUGCACUUUGAAAUUUACAGGACUUUGGGUAAAAGUCUGAAUUUUAUUAGUUACUUUAAGAUCUAGAUAACCAUUUUCAGAUUCUAGUCAACCCCUAUUUGUUGUUUGAGAAAUCAAUCCAGCAACAGUAAAAUGACCUCCAUCAGUUCAAAAGGAAAUGUAUGAGAUGAAGGUUUCAUUUGACCUUUUUUGUCUUUGCAAAGCAUUGAGCUGUCAGUUGACACAUUUUGCAUUUUGGAAUUUUGCACUAAUAUAGGGGCAAGUUUAGAGUUCUUCCUGGACUUUCCCAAGCUAUGUUUCUGUAAUCAGUUACUGAAUGUUUGGUGUUCAUUUAUAAAGUACUGUUCUUAUUUAAAUGUUUAGCUGACAUGAAUUGAGAAAUAUAACCUGCUUGUGACUAAGGGAUGAUUUUAGCAUUCUAGUUUUGGUUUUGAAAUUCAACUGUCCAGUGUACGUCUUGAUGUAUAGGUAAAAGAUUACUGAUAGAUGUCUUUCAGCCAUGAGCUGUUCAAUGAAUGUUGUACAGUAAUCAUCUAAUGAUAUUUCAGUAUUACAUCUCAUACUGUAUAUUGUUUAAAUCAGAUACUUGUUAAUUUAAAGUUUUCAAGACGUCAAGUUUAAUGCUGUAUACCACAAUUAGUAUGAAUGUAUUGUUGCCUGCUUUUAUAUAAGGUGCUGUACUAUUUUGUACCUAAUAUUUACAGCCAUAGAUGUUAAUUUCUUGUCAAGUGCAGGCUACUUUAGCUGAUUUCCUAAUGUAAAUCUAGAUGUCACUGGGGGUUGACUUAUUUUUGUAUUUAUUUAAAGUGCAUGACACUCCUCAUCCUCCCCCGGCAGUUAGUAAUUACUUUUUCAUCGAGUUAACUUUUGAGCUAUUUUCAAUGUUUUCUUAAGUGGUUCUUGGGUGUUGUGCAACCCUCAUAAAACAUUAAUACAAAAAUUAUCCUGCAGAGAUUGAGGGCUAACACUACCUAGUGCUUCAUGCACAACAUGUUUUUAAAGCAACAUUUUUUUAAAUAACAUAAAUAAGUUAUUGAGGCAGAGCUGUAGAUGGAAAAAGAUAAUAGGGAAUAUAUAAAUUAAUCACCCUGUUGUAUAACGCAUAAUAAGAUGCAUAUACUGUAUAUAGUUACUAAUAGAUGAUACUAAAAAUAUUUAUUUUUGACAAAUUUAAAUAAAAUAAGAGCACAUCAAACACUUCCUGUGAAAAAAACAAAUUGAGGUAGGCAGACAUUGAAAACACAGUUUGAGCUGGUAUUCUUUAAUGUACUUAAUGUGAAAGCCUGUUAAGUUAGCAGUGAUGGCAUAAUAAUUAAAUGGAAAUGUGUUAAUGGUUUUUCAAAAUCUUUCUGUGGCUGUGUUUGAACUAUGCAUUCUGAGGAGUGUGCAUGCAUGCAAAUGUUUGCCAUAUGCACAUCUUUGGAUUCAUUCCACAAGCCAAACAUAAACUAAUAUGACAAUCGUAUCAUUUUUCUACCUGCAGUUUUAAUUAUGUAGGAAGCUUUGAUGCAAAAUAUUAAUAAUGAGAAAUAUGCUACAUUUUUUUAGAUUUUUUAUAUAUUCGUAAACAAAAUUUUCUGAAAAUAUAAGCUGUGAAUUUUAUUUAGUUUGCAGGAUAUUAACAAGGCACACAAAUGUAUAUCUACAAUGUCAUCUAUAAAGAUCUCUGGGAUGUUAAAGUGUUGUAUUUCUAUGUCUUUACCUAUUAUACAAAACUCUAUAGUUGAUAAUGGAAAUGUGCUCAAACUGUCAGAACUGAAUUUUGUAUCUUGAUGAGAAAUACAUUUGUAUUGUUAAAAACGUAUGAGCUGUACUUAGUCACCGUAGACAAGUCUGCCUGCCAUUAUUUUUUCUAAAAUGGAGAUUAUUCUUUUAUGAAAUGAAAAGACUAAGAGCACUUAUACAUAUUUAUGACUAUAAGUAUAGUAACAGUAAAGUAGGUAACCUUAUAACGAUUAUAUACACAAACACACAAUUCAGGGUAAUUGAAUUUUGAAAUAGUAUCAGUCUGAAUGUUUAAAUAUAAACAUGUCAUGGUAACAUAAAUCUACAUUAAGAUAAUGUUAUGGUGUAGCCAGUCGACAGUGGAGGAGUUGGAAUAUAAAAAUGCCUGUUAACAGCAGUAUUGACAAUAUUUUUCACAUUUCAUAAAGAAGAAUGUAGUUAUUUUAGACUGUCACCACAUCCAAGCCAAAGACUUUAAAACCCAUAUUAUUUAUAGCGUAUGAGGAAUUGAUUGAUAUGACCAAAAUGGGCUUUCGUCUGAUUGGAGGACAUGCAGCACUUUCUGGAUGUCACUAUCAGGUUUCAUAAAUGUUUUUGGAUGCUUAUGCUUGAUUGUUUCAUGCACUAAAAUGUGCAUCAGCAGUCAGUGCAACACUAGUGUUACAGGGGAAAAGGAAUCUUGUAAACUUUAAAAGUUUUUUUAAAUAUUGAAAUACAAAAAUAUUUGGCAUAUGUCUAUAAUUUAUUUAUACAUUUACACAUUUAUAUCUCAGAGUUCUUUUUUGAUGACCCAUCUCUAUUUUUUUUCCUAAUAAUCCUACGGUUUAAAGAUAACUAGAGGUAGGAUCCUCUUGUUUUUGCUGAAGUAUUAAUUUGUUUGUCCACGGAGAAAAGUUAUAUGUGUAACAUUAUUAAUUAGUUGUCAUAAUCUCUACUUCUUUAUCUUACAAUGAGUUUAUUACGUAACUUUUUUUAUGCAUAUCAGUAAACUUUUUUUAAAGUAAUAGAACUAUUAUUAUUAUUAUUGUUAUUAUUAUAUUCAAUAUUAAGUUACAAAUUAAUUUGUACAGUUUAUGUGACUCUGUUGGUACUAUAGACCUACUAUACUCAGAAGGCUGAAUAAUUAAAUUUCAUAUAUCAGUACCUGAACAGCUCUGGUGCCAGUUUAUUUGAUACAAACCACAUUUUAUGAAGCCUGAGGAAGGAAAACAUUCAACAUGAGUCUUACAAUAUAUCCUUUGCACUGGGUUAUAACAGGUUUCUUUUAGAGUAGCACUUUAAAACUGUCUCCCUGUUAUUUUUAUUUUUUUUUUUUGUAGUAUGUGAAAUGAUGUUUAUUAGAUGCCUCUGUAUAUUUUGUAUUUUUUUUAUAGAUUUUGAGUAUGCUUUGAGCAAGAUACUUUACGUACCUGUUGCUAAUCUAAAAACCUACAAUAAUGAAGAAUUCUACAUUUGUUAGUAAUUAUUUGUGGAAAAUAGAAUAUCAUUAAAGUAACUUCAACAAAACACCGUCAAUCAUAUAAUGUGUCCUUAUACCUAAUGUACACAACAUGGCAGUGUUUGUUUUUCAAUAUUCACAUUGCUGACACGGUGGUAGUGUGGGCAAUACUGCUGCUGCCACUUCAUUGCUCCAGUGGCCAGUGUUAGGUCUAUGUGGAGUUUGCAUGUUCUCCCCAUAUUUGUAUCGCUGUUAAUUACUGAUGACUGAGUGCUGGUGCAUGCUUGAGUAUGUGUAAGUGUUCACUCUGCUUUCUACCUAGAGUCGCUGGGUUACGUUUCAACUCCCUGUAAUGAAGUAUGUAGGUUCAGAAAAUUAGUUUUCAGUUUUUCCCAUUUUUAGAGUGCCCAGUGAUGGCCUGUCUUCUGUGUUGUUGGAAUUAGUUACAGCAGGGUCUGGAUGUUGGCAAUCU